AUGCGCCCGCCGGCGCUGCUGCUGCUGCCGGUGCUGCCGGCGCUGCUGGGGGCCGCGCGGGCCGAGCUGCGGGUGCGCGUGCGGCUGCCGGGCGGCCGGGUGGCGGAGGAGCGGCUGCAGGCCGACAGCGCGGGCGACAGCGUGGGCCUGGAGCUGCGGGAGCCCGACGGCGCCCUGGUCUCGCUCACCGCCGACUUCCGGAAGCACGUGAAGAUCCUGCGGGCGCUGGUGCUGGGGGAGCAGGAGAAGGGCCAGCGCCACUUCCAGGCGCUCUGCUUCCUCACCCGUCUGCGCGACCAUGACAUCAUCCCCAGCGAGGCCAUGGCCAAGCUCCGGCAGAAGAACCCCCGUGCCGUGCGCCAGGCGGAGGAGGCGCGGGGCCUGGAGCGGCUGCACAUGGACGUGGCCGUGGACUUGAGCCGGGCAGCCCUGCUGAGCCCCCACCUGCACACCGUGUGUGCGGAGGCCACGGACGCCGUCUACACCCGCCAGGAGGACGCCCGGUUCUGGCAGGAGCAAGGUGUGGACAGCUCCAUGUUCAAGGCUCUGCCCGCGGACACAGAACAGGCGCUGCCUCGCUGCGGGCAGGCGGGGGACCGGGGCGCGCCCUGUGUCUGCCACUACGGCCUGCGCCUGGCCUGGUACCCCUGCAUGCUCAAGUACUGCCACAGCCGGGGCCACCCUGCACCCUACAAGUGCGGCAUCCGCAGCUGCCAGAAGAGCUACAGCUUCACCUUCCUCGUGCCGCAGCGGCAGCUGUGCCCCUGGGGGGAGGACCCCUAG
Molecule: messenger RNA, 783 nt
Organism: Pipistrellus nathusii (Nathusius's pipistrelle)
Lineage: Eukaryota; Metazoa; Chordata; Mammalia; Chiroptera; Vespertilionidae
Source: the annotation of a GenBank genome assembly